Messenger RNA from Bombyx mandarina (wild silkworm), 849 nucleotides. RefSeq lists its product as uncharacterized. NCBI's taxonomy places the organism in Eukaryota, Metazoa, Arthropoda, Insecta, Lepidoptera, Bombycidae. The record is from RefSeq and is a predicted model, not a curated record.
AUGAGGGUGCUGUUAGUUUGCCUGGCAGGCUUACUGGUCUGCCUGAAGACGGCUGAUUCUCACUCAUUGCCGCAAAAGGAUUACGACACUGACUCCAACAAACAUGACAUUACCGAUCCACUGAAUGACACCAGCGGAAAUAAUAGCAGCUCGGUCCCCGACAAUUUCAGCGGAAUCUUUGAUUCUAGCACCACACGGUUCAUCGCGCGUUCCGUAACUAGGGGUGGCAAGAAAGAGUCCAUGGGCAUCUACGCCUACAAGAACGGUAAAUUGAAAAUGAUUUUAGAAGACAGCCUGGCCGUCUCUCCUUGGUCUUCGAAGUCGCGCGCCUAUUUGGGCAAUAAGGACGGUAUCUACGUUUACGACACAGAAACAGAGAAGCUUGAGAAGUACGGCAAUCUGAGUGACAACGUCAUCGGGAUCGCAAAAGAGAACCGCAGUGACGACCUGUACAUUCUGACGGAAGACCACGUCGUCUACAAGGUCACGGAGGAAGGCACCAAGAAAGUCAAAAUUAACGAAGCUGAGCACGUUGAGAAAAUAGCGCUGGACUGGGAUGACAACUUGUACUACAUCGGAGCAAACGAUCACCCGUAUGUUGUCACUUCGGACGGUGCGAAGAAGAUCGAAGGUCUUCCAGUUAACUCAACCAGAACGUUUAUCUCUAGGCCUCCGAUCAAGAUAGAGCACGGAGCGUGGUUUAUGUGCGAAAAACAGGCCUACAUCAUCUAUCCCAACGCGACCAGCGAACCAUACGUAUUCAACGACCAAGAGAAGUUGGAACAUGAGAAAACAGUUCGUGCUCUUAAGACUAUUCUCUCACAGGUGGAUAACCAACCAGUGGAAUAA